Molecule: messenger RNA, 1079 nt
Organism: Drosophila pseudoobscura
Lineage: Eukaryota; Metazoa; Arthropoda; Insecta; Diptera; Drosophilidae
Exons: 2
Coding region: 30-833 (267 amino acids)
Source: RefSeq, a predicted model, not a curated record
GGUGCCACGAUUAGGUCACCAGGAUCAGGAUGAACAUCCGCUGGAUAGCGUCCCGCAGGAAGGACGAGCUGCAGAGCCUAGCUAAGGAGUUUGGACUAGGGGAAACUGGGACUGUAGAGGACCUACGGAACCGGAUCACCGCAUUCAUCGCACGCCCAGGGCACCCCGAAGCCGUGCAAGCAAGGCUGGACGAAUUGGCCACGCACUUUGGGAACAUCCCGAGCCCCAGGGACCACCGGAGUCCAGCCACGUCACCCGGGCCAGAGAGCCGGACGAAGAUUGAAGACAGCAAGGAGGGACCAAAACUGCGGUUAAUCGUACCCGAACUGCCCAGCACGAGCCAAGGAUCCACCCACGGAUACCGCGAGUCAGCAACCGAGACACCGGCCGCUCAGGACGAGCAACCACGACGCAAUGCCCAAGGACCACUCCAAGGAAUCAGACCAGAGGCGUCCAGCAGGAACCACGAGCCAGGACCCACUACCACCGGACCAGUGGCCACGCCUAGCCACCAGACAACCACGGACGGAGAACAGCCACGUCUUCCUCAGGGACAUUGGGUCUCACGCCCCGGAGGGGGUGAGAUUUCAUACUCGUUACUAGCGGACAAACUCCGGAAAUGGGGAGUUACUUUCGACGGCCACGCGGACCCACUAGCGUUCAUCGAAAGGCUCGAGGAGCGAGUGGAAUCAUACGGCGGGAGCCCAGAGCAGUUGCCGCGAGCCAUCUCCGGUCUCCUUACAGAUACUUCCAGCGGCUGGAAGACACCAUACGAAGUCGGGAACAGAAGCCCAAGGAAUCCUUCCGGGAUUACCUUAUCGAGUUGCGUCUGAUGAUGCAGCGAGCCCAGUAUACUCGGGAACAGGAACUCGAGCGGAUCUACGAGAAUCUCCGUCCGGAGUAUCAAAUGUACACGCGCAGACAGGAUUUCCGAUCACUCACAGAAUUGAACCAGCUCGUCUCGGCCUACGAAACCGCGCGGGACCGAGACGCACUCCGUAGCAUCGGGACCACGCAGAACCAUCGAGCCGCCUAUAUCGGCAAUGGAACCAACCCCCAACGAGGCAACACACGCGAGA